Messenger RNA from Pisolithus orientalis, 1854 nucleotides. Its product is annotated as cytochrome P450. NCBI's taxonomy places the organism in Eukaryota, Fungi, Basidiomycota, Agaricomycetes, Boletales, Pisolithaceae. The record is from RefSeq and is a predicted model, not a curated record. Gene Ontology annotation, molecular function: iron ion binding; monooxygenase activity; heme binding. The transcript has 9 exons. Bases 1 to 1728 code for a protein of 575 amino acids.
AUGUCUUCCACUACUUCUACCAUCCACACUGCGGCCUACGAUAACUUGCUAGCGGUUUAUCGUUCAACUUCUAUCUUCAGCGUCCUCGCAGGCAUCGCCGGUGUCUUGGUUCUACGCAGUACCUUGCGCGCAGCUCGAAGGAAAUUCAAGACCACCAGUCUUCGCGGACCACCUGGCACGCACCCCAUAUUCGGGGCAUCGAAAGACCUCUUCGAGUCACCAGACACAGGGGAGAUCUUUGAAACAUGGGCCGAGGAAUAUGGUGUCGCUUACGAGGUUCCGACGAGUUUCGGCGGGAAGAAGAUCAUGUUGUGCGAUCCAAGAGCCCUCGCACACUACUAUGCCCGGGAAACCUGGACAUACGUACUAACCGACUCAACCAGAGUAUUCCUGGAACGCGGGUUCGGGAGAGGAAUACUGUGGUCGCAUGGAGAAGAUCACAAGAGACAACGCAAGUCCUUGUCACCUGCAUUCAGCCAUGCAGCCAUGCGGAAGCUUUCCCAUGUAUUCUACAACUGUGCUCACAAAACGAAAGCCGGUUGGGACGCUCUGAUCGACACGAGUGGCGGUGAAAGUGCUAUCAUCGAAAUCCAAGAUUGGAUGAACCAUAUCUCCCUCGACACCAUUGGCAUGGCCGGGUUCUCCCAUGAGUUCGGUUCCCUCGACGGUAAACCUGCCACAAUCCAAAAAGUGUUCAGUGCCUUCGACGCGUCGGCCAAGCAAUCGUUCCUUGAUGUUGCCGUCGUCCUCUUCGCCGAAGUGUUCCCUGUGUUUUCUUACAUACCGGUAUCGUGUGUUCAGUCACUCACCGACAUGCAAGAAACGUUGUCGGGCGUCGCAAAGAAUCUCCUAGAGAGGAUGGAGAAAGAAAAGAAAGAGGGAGUUAUUGACGGUAAAGAGGACAAGUCGAUUAUCGGAGUGCUCAUCAAAGCUACUGAGGCAGAGGGCGGACGGCAUGUGACCCCCGAAGAAGUGUUGUCGUCGGUGAGUAAAUGGUGGUUCUAUUCCUGUCAAGUUAUCCUUACGGUCCGGGAUGACCAGAUGAAAGAGUUACUUCUUGCUGGUUACAUCACUACAUCGAAUAGCCUGACCUGGGCAUUGGUCGAGCUUGCCCGCAACUCAGAUAUUCAAAGCAAGCUGCGGGACGAGCUUUUGGCCUUUGGCUCUGAGCCAACAUAUGACCAGUUGCAGAGUAGCCAGACACUUCCUUACCUCGACGCUGUGGUACACGAGUCCCUUCGCAUCCAUCCUCCCCUAACAGACUUUGUUCGCGUGGCAGCGGAAGAUGACGUCAUCCCUCUCUCAGAACCUGUUAUUACCAAGUCUGGCCAGGCCGUCAACAGCAUCUCGGUAGCACGUGGCACGAGAAUCGGGUUGCCCUUGGCAUGCACCAACCGAUCCACUGCCAUCUGGGGACCGGACGCGAAGGUCUUUCGGCCAGAUCGUUGGCUCGAGAAAGAUGGUAUCCCAAAGAAGGCACAGGAUGUCCAAGGGUACCGUCACCUGUUGACUUUUGCUGAUGGGCCAAGGAAUUGUCUCGGAAAGGGCUUUGCGGUAUCCGAGAUCAAGGCGGUGCUGUCGGUGCUAGUGAAGAGUUACGUGUUCGAGAUGAGAGAUGGUCCGAACACCCAAAUUGAGCUGUGCAGAGGAAUAUUACCCAGGCCCCGAGUGGUCGGGGAAGAAGGCAGCACGAUGCCAUUGCGCGUGACCCGGUACGAGGGCUUUUGAUUCAUUGACAUGGAUGAACGACGGCAGCGCCGUUUUCUGCUAUGAUAUACUAGACUAUCCUUAACUUUUGUUGUCGAUGGUGGAUGAUCCGUGAGUGGGUUAAUCGUUGCAUAUAUACACCAGACC